AUGACGAGAACGGAAAAGAAUGGAUCAGAGAAGGAGGACUCUCUUCUACAAGACCAGAAGAGGUUUCUAGCCUAUGCUGCCCCAACUUGCAUGCUGAUAGUGUCCCCAUUCGGUCUCUCCUUCGUCUCGAUCAUGUUUGCAGGGUGGCAGAACAAGGAACUGCUAGCAGGGGUAGCACUUGGUAACACCACCUACAACAUAUUCCUGAUGAGUGUCAUGUGCGGGUUCUGCUCUCUGCUGAGCACGUACGGCCCUCAGGUUUAUGGUAAUCCCACCACAUACAAGCAAUUAGGCACUGUUGUUCAGAAGGUAUUUCUAAUAAGCUUCACAGUCUACCUUAUAGUACUAGGGCCUUACAUGAAGUCUCUGAAAGUCAUAAGUUGGGUCAUAGUGACCAUCACCAACCAGCUUGGCAAACACAAUCUAACAGAAAGUGUGAGCCCCCUAGAAAGGUUCUCCGACAUGCAGGACACAGCUGAGGAGUUCAUCACUAGCACCUGGUCCUGGGGAAUACUAGACUUCUCCAUGAGACUGGUUACCAAGUAUCUGAGUCUACAGUACCACUCUACUGCUGUGUACUGUUGCACUGGCAUUCUCAUAACCCUCCACGUCAUCUUGACACAUUUCUUCACCAUCAGACUUGAUAUGGGUCUACAAGGACUGGUUAUCGGGGGUACUCUCAGCAGGGUCAUCAGCCUCGCCAUACUGCUCCUCUAUUGCUGCUUCAGGAGGAAGAAGCUGGCCUGGGCUGGCUUCACUACAGGUAUCCUUAAUGACUGGAAAGAGAUGAUAGUACUGGGAAUAUCCGCCUCUAUCAACGUCUUCUCGGAGAUGGGCAUGUACGAGUUUGCCAUGUUCCUCAGUCAGUUCCGUGGGGUUAACUAUCUAUCCACUGUGGUUAUCUCCUUCCAGAUAAUCACCUUGAUCUACUCCACUACCUACGGUGUCUGUUACGCUGCUGCAGCCAUGAUAGGGACAGCCCUGGGUGAGGGGGACUAUCCGAAGGUGAAGAGGUACAUGAAACUGUGUCUAGGCAACACGGUCAUUGAGAGUACACUUUUAGCAGUCCUAGGUUACUACUUUAGAUUUGAACUUGUGGGCCUCUUCACAGACGACAUUUCUGUGAUCAAUGAGACAGCAGGCAUGCUCUGGAUCCUGCUAAUUGAGGUUCCCCUAGACCAUAUCCAGAGCCUUUUCUCCUACGGGAUCCUGGUGACAGUGGGCUCUCAAGUGUUCGUGGCAUCAGCUCUAGCUAUCAUCUGCUACGUUAUCUGUACACCAGCCAUUGCUUGCUUCAUCUUCCUCACUUCUCUAAACGGGAUAGGAGUUCUGUACGGGAUGCUCCUGUUUGUAGCUUUGAGCUGCAUCGUCUGUGGACUGAGGAUAACUAGACUGGACCUGGCAAAGGAGGUUUGUGAGGCACAAGUGAGAGUGAAGAGCUCCAUCGCACCUCAGUUAGAGGAGGAGGCCUGCCUGGUGAGAGAGACAGACGAGUCAGAUGAGAGUCUUCUGGAAGAAGCACUCCAUGAGGGACACGUUAAAUAUUUCUUUAAGGCCCGGGAGGGCAUACAUUCUGCGAAAGAUAAUUUGAGGAAGAAUGUUCUGAAAGUUUUAUUGAUAAUUGGGCUAAUGUUUGGUUGGUUAAUCGCUGGAUUUAUUUUAUUAAUUUUAUAA
Bolinopsis microptera is the source of this 1674-nucleotide messenger RNA. RefSeq lists its product as uncharacterized. The coding region runs from base 1 to 1674 and encodes 557 amino acids. NCBI's taxonomy places the organism in Eukaryota, Metazoa, Ctenophora, Tentaculata, Lobata, Bolinopsidae. Gene Ontology annotation, molecular function: xenobiotic transmembrane transporter activity; antiporter activity. Gene Ontology annotation, cellular component: membrane. The record is from RefSeq and is a predicted model, not a curated record. Gene Ontology annotation, biological process: transmembrane transport. The transcript has a single exon.